Molecule: messenger RNA, 1803 nt
Organism: Cladophialophora carrionii CBS 160.54
Lineage: Eukaryota; Fungi; Ascomycota; Eurotiomycetes; Chaetothyriales; Herpotrichiellaceae
Exons: 1
Coding region: 1-1803 (600 amino acids)
Biological process (GO): membrane protein proteolysis
Cellular component (GO): lumenal side of endoplasmic reticulum membrane; membrane; cytoplasmic side of endoplasmic reticulum membrane
Molecular function (GO): aspartic endopeptidase activity, intramembrane cleaving
Source: RefSeq, a predicted model, not a curated record
AUGGCUUCGGAACCAGGCCCUGCCGUUCAGUUCAUGGGCCAGGUGGCUUACCACUUCGAAAUGAUGCGGCCUCUUUUGCCCACAUACCUGCAUCUUCUUGUAUCGGCAAUCUUUCCGAUCUAUACUGCCGCUCACGCAUCUUUGACUAGACCAUCGUCCGCCGCACCACGAAAACUCAAGAUGGACGGCGACGACGCUGAAGACGACCGCGACGACACGUCAACCCAAGUCGAGAGCUUGACUCCUUCGGACGCCAUAAUGUUCCCUGUUCUUGCCGGCGGCACACUAGCGUCGCUCUACUUCAUCCUGAAAUGGCUCCAGGAUCCGGCCUGGUUGAAUUGGGCUCUGGGGCUCUACUUCUCCCAAGUUGGUCUAUUCUUCGCAACAAAGUUUCUCAAGGACGCCUUUUCUCUCAUGAGAUCUUUCUUGCUCCCCAAUCAGUUCUCCAGGAGCGGUGUGCUGUGGAAAGUCGAGCCGCGGGCGAAAUGCUUCAGGACUGAGACGGGAGAGAGCACUGGCUCGCCCUUGGCCGGACCGCUGGGACAGAUACCUCUUCCCAGAGUCGUUUCGCUACGGGUCUGGGAUAUUCGGCGGCUGCUCUACGCCAAAGCACGAUUUGAGCUCCAUGUUCACAAACUCAUCACCUUGAAGAUGCCCGUCGAAUUCCUUGAUAUUCUGAGCCUGACGCUCUCCUGCAGCAUCGUGUACUACCACACCUUCAUUGGCAAACCCUGGUUUCUCACCAAUUUCCUCGGCUUCUCCUUCUGCUACGGCUCGUUGCAGUAUGUGACUCCAACAACAGCAUGGACCGGGACGCUGAUCCUCGGCGCCUUGUUCUUCUACGACAUCUAUUUUGUCUUCUUUACGCCGAUGAUGGUCACGGUGGCGACGAAGCUGGAUGUGCCGAUCAAACUCCUGUUUCCUCGUCCUGACGGCUGCGUGAUGCCGGUCGGCGCGCCCGAAGGGUCACCGGCAAUGGAAGAGUACCUCAAAUGUCUAGCGAAGAAGAGAACGAUGGCCAUGCUUGGACUAGGAGACAUUGUUGUUCCCGGUAUGAUAUUGGCUUUCGCGCUACGAUUCGACCUGUACCUGCACUAUCUUCGACAGGGCAACAGGACUAAGCAGGGACAAGGGACAGAGAAUACACGACCAAGCUAUACCAGCGCCAGGGGAAGCUGGGGCGAACGGUUCUGGACCAGUUCGAGGCUGUGGCCAAAGGAGAUCCGAGCAAAACAGUUCCCAAAACCAUAUCUCUACGCUACCAUCACCGGGUAUGUCGUUGGCAUGGUUGUUACUGUGGUUGUGAUGCAGGUGGCCCAACACGCUCAGCCGGCAUUGCUGUAUCUCGUCCCGGGGGUCCUGGGAUCUCUCUGGGGGACUGCGUUGGUGAAAGGGGAUCUGAAGACACUGUGGAACUACAGUGAGAUGCCGGAGAUUGAGAAAGACAUGGAGAAGGAUGCUGCUCAAGACGAGAAGAAAUCACUGCAUUCUGAUGGGAACGGCGCUGAGGACGAAAGCCUAACUGCCAACGGCCAGGUCGGUGAAGAAGAUGAAGAUACCACACCGCAGAAAUCCGAGGCCGGCAAGAAGGAUCCUGAGGAGUCCUGUCGUCGUUUGGUUUAUCUCUCAAUCAUCAUGCCCGAGGUAUCGCAGGAGAGUGACUCCGCAAUGUCCACCAAGUCUCCAGCCGCUCUUGAAAAGUCAAGUCAAGCUCUUCCUAUUGACCAAGGGAUGGCGGAGAACCGGAAUACAGAGCGAGCAAAGGACGGCGAACCGCCAGAGAAGCGAGCCAGGAGAUCAUGA